This is a messenger RNA of Pseudoliparis swirei, 2757 nucleotides long. RefSeq names its product thioredoxin-related transmembrane protein 1 (gene tmx1). Bases 16 to 969 code for a protein of 317 amino acids. The transcript is spliced from 8 exons. NCBI's taxonomy places the organism in Eukaryota, Metazoa, Chordata, Actinopteri, Perciformes, Liparidae. The record is from RefSeq and is a predicted model, not a curated record.
GCAGCUCUGACAGACAUGGCGGCGUGCUCGCUAGCUGGCAGGAACACGGACUCGACGAUGGGUUUUUUAACACGGCCAACGAAACAUCGCUCGUGGAUAUGCUGUUUUCUCCUGGCGGUGUUUCUAACGUCGCCGCCGGCCUCGGCGAAGCUGGACAGCCUCCGAGACGUGACCGACGGGACGUGGGAGGAAAUCCUGACGGGCGAAUGGAUGAUUGAAUUCUACGCGCCCUGGUGCCCGGCGUGUCAGCAGCUCCAGACGGUGUGGAAGGAGUUCGCGGACUGGGGGGAGGACAUGGGGGUCAACAUCGCCAAGGUGGACGUGACGGAGCAGCCGGGUCUGAGUGGGAGAUUCAUCAUCACUUCACUUCCUACUAUUUACCACUGUAAAGAUGGCGUCUUCAGGAAGUACCAGGGCGCUCGCACUAAAGACGACUUCCUCAGCUUUGUGGAUGAGCAGAAGUGGAAAGCAGUCGAGCCGAUUUCAUCUUGGUUCGGGCCAUCUUCGGUUCUAAUGAAUUCAAUGUCCGCUUUGUUCAAGCUCUCCAUGUUUAUCCGGCGCUGUCACAACUACAUGACGGAGCAGCUGGGGAUUCCGGUUUGGGGGUCUUACAUCAUCUUUGGUUUGGCCACUCUGUUCUCCGGCCUUGCGUUGGGGCUGUUAUUGGUCUUCAUAGCAGAUUUUGCCUUCCCCUCACGGCGCUUUUCCUCUUCAGACUACUACCAGAAAAAACAGACAAUGGAGCAGGCGAGGUUAAUCCAACGGCAAGAGGACGAGCACGAGGCCGACGGCGAGGAAGACGACGACGAAGACGACGACGAGGAGGAAGAGGAUGAGGUCUGGAGGCGAAGGAGGAGAGGGUCCCCGGAGGGCCGCCCGGAACCUAAAGCGCAGGGUUUCUCCGACGAAGCUCUGAGGAAGAGGGUGGUGGGCAACCGUGAGGAGGAAGAUGAGGACGAGGACAACUAGAGAGCCGCGUGGUUCCGACUCGUUUGAGAAGAGCAUCGUGGAGUCGACGGUGGGAGGAGCUUCGGUCCCGAGCAGCAGUGUUUACAGCCCCUCCUCCUCACCUCCCCCUCUCCUCCCCCCGAAACGCCUCGCUUCUUUUCUUCUCCCUCCCUGUUUUUUUUUUUUAACAGGAACACUUGAGACUCUCUUUCCGCCUGAGCAGCAAGCUGCACCUGCAAACAGCAAAAAAAACAAAAACACUCCAGACACCCGUUUCCACCUGGAGACGAUGGCCUGGCCGAGGUUGAGGUAGGAAGUGCAGUCGAGCUGGUUUUGCCAUGUUGUUUAUGCUAUGCAUCAUUUUUUUUAAAGAUAUGUGUGUUUAUUAUGUUUAUCUCAAAAUUAUUAUACCAGGCUUGUGUUUGAGGUUUAUUUUGUCAGUUUUUAAUUACUUAAAAGCUAAUGUAUACAUUAUGUUAUUUUAAGUUUCAUAUAUAUUUUACCAAACCCUGACCCAACAUACAAUUCCUCAUUUCAGUGUUUAAUUGAGGGAAGAAAGAAAAAGAAAAUGUCACCAGCUGUUACUUAUAAUCCUUAAGAUUUUUUCUUCUGGUCGAUCUUGUCGACACCCGUGGUUACCGCGGUAACGGCACGCUCGCAUCUCGUUGCAUUCCUACCUGACUUUAAACCGAUCCGGUAGUAAAUCGGUUAUAUUUCGUCGAUGCAUUUCUCCCGUGACUCCUCCACAAUAAAGACACGAUACGAGUUUCUCCACCUGAAUGCUUUUAUUGUGAAGUCACAGCGAGCGGCGACUGAAUGCACCGAGGCCGGUAAUCGACCACGGCAACUUAAAUCCAGUACGGUCGUGGCGGACUCUGCCGCAAAUAAUUUAAUAAAAUAUAUUAACAAACAGGGUUUAAUUUCAUGAGGAUCUUCAGGACGAAACCUUUUUUAAAUCUCAGCCUCGUAGUUUCCCCCCCAGUCUGUUACGUGUGCAUCCCGGUGGAACAGGUGCAUUAUGGGGCGGGAACCUUAUUGGUGGAUGCUGAUAUUAAACAAAGGACCAUAUUCACUCCAAAUAAAAGGCCGGGUGAAUAUUCUGUAGAUGCUUAUCAUCCCCAUAACGUACCAAGCAAUCAGCCGACGGGGCGUUACGUUUAAUUUGUGUCUUAAUAAAGUUUACUUUCUCUAAUUAUUUAGGGCCGUUUCCUUAAAUAACCCAAAUGUGUUGUGGAGGACAGGAUUUGCAUCCUGUCAUAAAAUGAAAGAGGAACCAUUUCGGGGCCCGCUGAAGGGUUCUGAGUUGUUGGUCCUGUUGUGGACCAGAAAUAAUGCAGCCUUCUGUUUUGGACUCUGGCUCAAAAUAUCAAGUCAAACCUGAUAUUUUGAGGUUAAUCUACCUGAAUAAGUGAUAUUUUGUGUAGUCUGGUUUCUCACUAUAGGAUCUUGAGCAAAGUAUCAAACUUAUACAUAUUCUUUAAAUAUUAAUGCCGCUCUGAGCUCCGCCUGUUGCCUGCUCAGUCUGGUGAAGCAAGAAGGGGAAGUGUGUGUGUGUGUGUGACCAGUUUUAUUUUUAAUACAAAUUUCACUGCUGUCUUGAUUAGGCUUAUAACGACUGGUAUAAAUUUUGAUUUUUUUUUUCUUGCUGUUUAUUCCCCCUCCCUAAGAAAGCUGAUUGCUUAUUUUGGUGACGGUUGAAACUGGUGGUAGUUUUCUACCCGACGACUAACGGCUUGUAGCAUCCACACUUUACUCUGAGCUCCUUUUAUUGUUUGAACAUUUCUUUUGAAUAAAGGGUUAAAAAAAGUC